Messenger RNA from Anolis sagrei ordinatus, 2689 nucleotides. RefSeq names its product opioid growth factor receptor. NCBI's taxonomy places the organism in Eukaryota, Metazoa, Chordata, Lepidosauria, Squamata, Anolidae. Gene Ontology annotation, cellular component: membrane. Gene Ontology annotation, molecular function: opioid growth factor receptor activity. The record is from RefSeq and is a predicted model, not a curated record.
CUCCUCCUCCUCCCUGUUGGGGUGCUGCUGCUGGAGGGCUGGCUUCCCUUUCGGUUUCCUUUCUUCCCGCUUCUAUAUUGUCCACACACAGAGCCAUGGCGGCGAGGAAGGCUGCAGGGGAAGGCAAGAAAGAAGAGCAGGCCAGCGAGGAUUCAGAGGAGGAGGAGGAAGAGGGCGAGGAGGAAGAGGAGGAGGAAGAAUUGGGCUGCUGUGAGUAUGACUCCACCUGGGAGGAAGAGGAGGAGGAGGAGGAUGCACCAGCAAGAGGAAGGCUCAAGGAGGCUCCAGUGGCAUCAGGACCCAAAACCCCCGAAAAGCAGAGCUGGUGGUCUCCCAGCAGCACGUGGGCCUCAGGGGGGCAGGAUCAGCGAAGGACAAACCUUUUGUCAGUGGGUUUUAGAAGAUGUAAGAACACAAAGAGACGCAACUGGAUGGCAGCAAGAGAUAUGCAGAAGUACAGGCGGCGUUAUCCGGAUUUAGAAGAAACGGAUGUAGAAGAGGCCGAACUGUGGAAUCUAAGCUUUUACAAAAACGAGAUUCGUUUCAUGCCUAAUGGCCUCUUUAUUGAUGACCUUCUUGAGAAGUGGCAGAAUGACUAUGGAAUUCUAGAAGAAAACCAUUCCUAUAUUCAGUGGCUGUUUCCUUUGCGUGAACAGGGGAUGAACUGGCGGGCAAGACUUCUCACCUGCCAAGAAAUUGAGGCCUUCAAAAAAUCUAAGGAAGUGAUGGACAGGUUUGUCCGGGCUUACAAGCUCAUGCUGGGGUUUUAUGGAAUUGACCUGGUCAACGAAGAAACGGGAGAGCUGAGAAGAGCGGAGAACUGGUGCGAGAGGUUUGAAAACCUCAACCGGUACAGCCACAACAAUUUACGGAUCACUCGCAUCUUGAAAUGCUUGGGAGAGAUGGGAUAUGAAAACUAUCAGGUGCAUCUAGUGCAAUUCUUCCUGACAGAGACCUUAGUUCAUCACAAGCUCCCCAAUGUGUUGAUGAGCGCCUUAGACUACUUCAUGUUCACGGUCCGAAGCAAGGAGAAGCGGCGCGAUUUGGUUCAUUUCGCGUGGCAGAACUACAAACCCAAGCGGGAGUUCAGCUGGGGUCCACACAAGAAACUCCGGAAAUUCAAGGCUAAGACCCUGGAAUCAGUGACCAGCUCCAAGGUGGAGAAAGUCAACGAUGAAGACGAUAAAGAGGUCCAAUUGGAAAGGAAAGCUCUUGCGGAGGAGAGUGGAGCAGAGACUGAAAACCUCAAGGAAUCCAAGAAGAGGAAGUUGGAAAUGAGCAAAUUAAGUGGGGAGUGCAAUGGAGUACUGAACAGUCCCACUGAUAUUGAGAAGAUCUCCUGCAAUCUCAAAGAGUGUGUGAUCGAUCAAAAAAGCCUGGGUGGUGGUACAGUUACCGAAGAGACCUCAAGCGCAUUGGUGUCUGAAGGAGAAGAUGGAAGCGGCGCAAACAUAAAGGAGACUGAAACAGUCAGUACGGUGAUUAAAAGGCGAAAAAUGGAGGAGUUGGCACUGGGAGAGGAUGCUGCAAGGAUGUCUGAGAAAGAAGACGCCAAGUUGAUACCUUCUAAAGAUCAGGAAACAAGUUGCUCCACUUCCGAUGUUGAGAAGACCAACAAGGUUUGCCAAGAUGAAACCAAAGUAGAUGCUGCUCCUCCUGCGACCAAUAUGGCCGACGGCAAAAGCACAGGCGAGGACUCGCUGGUUGAUUCCCAAACAAGUACGGUUAAUGAUCUUCCACCCAUUAGCCAUACUAUGGACAAACCUCCUAAACCUGAAACUACCUCUUCACCUGAAAAGGAGGAAUCUGUGACCUGUGAUAGCCAGCCAGCCGUUGAAAGAGAAGUUGAUGCCAAGAUAGGUCCAAAAGAGGAGAGCGCGGAAGAAAAAAAAGAGGACGAUGCACAUAAGAAUGUAACGGCAGACCUGGAAAACACUAUAGCAAAGCCUAAAGAAACAGAAAACAUUAUAGAAAAGCCUGAAGAAACAGAAAAUACUAUAGCAAAGCCUGAAGGAAAAUAAUAGCUGCCCGAAAUCAGGGUGAUGUAGUUCCGCUGGUGCUAAAGGUGCUCACAGGCAGCCUCAGUCUGCAGCUUGUGUGGUUUGUUCUUCCCAUGUUUAAAAUAUAUAUAUAAGUGUUUAUAAAGCAGGAGGAAUCGACCUCAGAAGGCAUUGUGGUCUUCGUCAGAUUUGAGCAGAGCGUACCUGCCCAGUUUGCAAAACUAGAAGUGUUCUUAAAGGUGUUACGAAACCAGGGCGAGUGAAAUAGACUUCCAAGUGGUCAGUCACACCCUCCCAGGAGUUUGUGGGAGUGCAAAAGAAAUACUGUUUUAAAAUAAAAUAAAAAUGUUGUGCAGGGAGGGGGCACUUGGUGGGGAAGCACAUUUGGGGUUCUGGCUGCCUCUAUGCAGCACAUGGGCACGUCUCCGUUGUAAACCCAAGUUCUCAUAGGUCAUGAAUUUGGGGUAAAGAAAGCAGUGAAACUUGAUAUGUUCCGCUCUUUCAAAAUGUUCUCUUUCUGUUUCUAGUUUUUAAAUAUCUCGAAAGAGUACUGAUUUUAAAUAGAAAAAUGAACAUUAAGGGCGAGGCGCAAAAAAAUACAAUUUUGGCCACUUUGUGGGCACUUUUUCCAGGAUUUGUUAAAUCAACUUGGUUUGUGUUAAAUAAAAGUAUUAACUUUUGGAUGCAAA